Messenger RNA from Suillus subalutaceus, 1766 nucleotides. RefSeq lists its product as uncharacterized. Lineage: Eukaryota; Fungi; Basidiomycota; Agaricomycetes; Boletales; Suillaceae. The transcript is spliced from 12 exons. The record is from RefSeq and is a predicted model, not a curated record. The coding region runs from base 84 to 1577 and encodes 497 amino acids.
UGUCAAGACGGCCGCAUAUCAUUCGUACAGGAGUAUCCUCUCUGCCCUGCUGCGACUUAUCCCACACUUUCAAUCUCUCUUUAAUGGGAAGGAGGGGGAUUUUCAACAACGGCCCAGGGGCCGGUUUAGCAUUGAGCUCUCAACCAGUGAUCAAGUCGACGCCUUCGGUAACCCUCGCUGUGCCGUCGUUCGAUGCACAUCUGCAAAGCCAAGGAUGCCAACCUGGAAUGAGCUUUCCGUCACCAACUGGCGGCCAGCUUAAUGCAAGCCCGAAUAGCGUAGCUUAUGAUACACAGUCUCCCGGGCAGUCUUCUGCACCGUUGAUACUUUCUAUGCCCGUGCCCAACGUUUGCAACCCCGUGGGUAUCCAUACGCCGCCGCCGCCACCACCACUACCUGUGGCGCCAGGACAUGUUAUUACUCUGAUUCCCAUUGUGCCCGGAGAGGUCAACCGGUACGAGAGGCAUGUUCCAGUUAAAGAUGUGUAUGCAGCGUUUAAGGUUGAGAAAGGUCCUCUCGACUGUUCCAAGGAACUUGAUACUGUAGCAGGAUGGGAGCCUCUCACGCACCCGGAAGGGGCUCUGUUCUUUUGUCAUCCGAAAGAAAGAGUUUUCACUGAUGCCGAUGUUCGAGACCAUGUAACAAUAGGUGAAGCCAUCAAGGAAGCGCACAGAAAAGCGCGUGAAGCAAACAUCUCCAUGCCUCGACUCGUCGAGCUAGUGUUGGAGCGUAUCGUGACUGAUGGCGUAGAGAAGUGGGGUUACUACUUUGCUGAUCACGACAAACGCGUUGUUUUCUGGUUCGAAGAUCACACAUCUGAUCUCCUUAUGAACAAAAUUCGAGGUGUAGAGCGUAAAAGCCACGUUAGGUAUGCACUAGAAUCGCAGUACUGGAAACAUAUCGAACUAUUUCCAAACAAACGCUCCCUCCCGGAAGAUGUCGUCGUGAAACUCAAAGAAAUUAUCAUGCUCGCUCAGGCAGAAAAUAUCACUUCUGAAUCAUGCCUAGCACCUUUUGCUUCGAAUGAGGUUGAUAGUAUGCUCGGCCUUGUGGAUUCGCUCAUGAGUAGUAUUAACAAAGAGCGUGAGCACUCCGUGUGGAUUGCCGCCCGAUUUACGAGACUUUUAUGCAAUGCCAAGUUUGUGAAUUUUUGUGGACAACCAGGCGCCCGACUCGGAGUAGACCAAUCGUUAUACGAAAAACCCAAUAUUCGCUCGAAAAGGAUCCUUCGCGUCAUGAAUGUUUUUCUGUUCGGAUCAUUUGAUGUUCAGAGCAAGGGUAUUCACAGAAUAUGGGUCGAUGAAACCAUGGUUCAGCCACGGUGGAAGAAUUUUAUCGAUAGGCUUACCACUGAAUGGAAUGGAUAUGCAAUAUAUUCCACUGUGAUGCUUGCCGUUGAUAUCAGCUUUCUUGCGGUCCCAACUGUCCAAACUGAAAUGGCUGCAACCCUUCUAGCAUAUCUGUCUACCCUCUGCGUCAUGGGCUCGUUAGUGGUCUCGCUGGCCUUGGCCGGACAAGUUAAUGACACCCGACGACGCUCUGCUGAAGAGGUGGUGCGUUUCCUUUCUAUUUUAUGACUUGUAUUCUUUCUCCAUGUCCACAGGCCUCUUUCAUGGUAGGGAUGUCGCGUUCUAUGCUUGGCCUCGAGAGCCUUGCCCUCAUGCUGAGUCUGCCGUUUGCACUUCUGAUUUGGGCAAUGGCGUUCUUUGCUGCAGCCUUGUCUGUCCUAAUUUUCUGCACUGCUGGCGUUGUCGUCGUCUCGAUUG